CAGUCCGCGCUCUCAUCUGUAUUUCCGCCCGCGCGAAAUGAGUGUAGUUUCCUGGUCUUGCAGCUGUGGUCCUUUGGUGUCCCGCGCCAUCGCAAGCCACCGCACGCCGUCUCUCGAAAUCUGCAGACAUCCUGAUUUUUCCCGCGCUCUCUGCCACGUCUCCGCCGCCACUCGACGCCAGGACGCCGGGUCUUGUGGGCUGUGCGGCUUGUCGGCCGGCUUCGCACCAGCCAGCGCCCCGUUCUCUCCUGCAGCACUCUGGUCUGCACCCCCUGAGGGGCUUCCAGUGUCCGGGGGAGUGUCACACAACUGCUGCCCCAUGCAUGUGAGAGAUGUCCUCUGGGACAGCAUGGAUCCUGAGGUUCCAGGAUUGUCAGCUGACCUCUGUCCUGUGUGCCCAGCGGCCCCAGCGGCCCCAGAUGGGCCUGCUGUGUGCAGAGGCUCCGUGGGAUGUGUUGUCUUCAUAACAGCAGGGCGCUGGACCAUGUGUCCCUGAGGUCUCAGCCGUAGAUCCAAGGAUGCUCCAAGGAAGUCCUAAGACCCUGGAGUUCUGGGUUUGCUGAUAUUUCCCACCAUGGUGAGUUGAUGCCAAGAGCCAGAACCCACAGCCAGAGGCUCAGCUGGUCUGUGUUUACGCAGUUGGGAACCUCAAAUCACUGGUCUCACCUGUCCUGUGUUUCAGAAUCUCUUGGUGGUGUUUGUGGACACCAGAGGGACAGAGACUAGCGAGACCACCACAUAAAGCAUUUCCAGAGCUGCUCCCUGCUGCCUGCUCAGAGCACCCUGGAUCCACUAUUCACUUUGCACAAGAUUCGGGAUCCAGACAUGGAAGACUUCAGGUGCCUCGGAGGACUGUGGACAGGGAAGGCCAGCCCUGCAUCCCCCUGUCCAUGCCUGGAAUGACUUUAAUAACCAAGAGUUUUACGCUUGAAUUUGUAGCUGUCGUUCACUUUUUAUCCACUUAUUCAAUAAACCUUACAGAAUUGUUCC
This is a messenger RNA of Sapajus apella (tufted capuchin), 990 nucleotides long. RefSeq lists its product as uncharacterized. NCBI's taxonomy places the organism in Eukaryota, Metazoa, Chordata, Mammalia, Primates, Cebidae. The transcript is spliced from 6 exons. The coding region runs from base 38 to 496 and encodes 152 amino acids. The record is from RefSeq and is a predicted model, not a curated record.